AACUACGUCAUUUCCUGUCGCCAGCUUCGUUUGUGUGCUGAGAAAAAUACAUGCUAUCAACCUGAGAAAGGAAUUACAAAUACAUUUUUGGGCACUGGUUAGGUUAAUAUUAUUGUUUUAAUCUAGAAUGUUGGAGGAGUCUAUGAGAAUCCAGGAAAUACCAUCAAAAUUGUGUCCUGUGAUUUCUCUUGUGAGCCCUUGUGAGUUCCCCACCUCCCAGGUAAAACACGCUGGAAGCGAGACGUAAGCACUACUGAAUUGUGACCCCAUCCACACUUAAAGCGAGACGUGAGAAAAGCUGUCUGGCUGUCAGCAGGACAAAGGAUUUUUACCAGGCCGGCCAACAAGACAAAGGCUGAUUCAACUGGAAGAUGAAACCUGAGCUGGACGACCAGAAUGGCUGCACACAUUAAACACCUGGAAUUACUCUUGCUUUGACAACAUCUCAUACAAUCACCAAAGAGGAACUUCUGAGCAACAAGACAUCUCAGUUUUGUUUCUGUCUGUGGACUAAGAAAGACACUGCCAACAUGCCUAUUCUCAAGCAGCUGAGCAACUCUAACCAGUCGAAGCGGCGUUCUCGGAUUGACCUGACCGCAGAGAUGAUCAGUGCUCCACUAGGAGACUUCCGCCACACAAUGCACGUGGGCCGAGGAGGUGAUGCCUUUGGGGACACUUCAUUUCUUAGCUCCCACUCAGGAGAACCUCCCAGGGAGCUGGAAACAAAGCAGAGCUCCAAACCAGGGCUGCUGUCCCGCACUUUCAGAAGUAGCAAACGCUCUCAGUCUGUAGCCCGUACGGACCACAGUAUGAUGGCGCCUUCCGGUGGUUCAGCCAGCUUUGUGAAAAAUGCCAUAUCCUUGCCUUACCUAAAUGAUGAGGCUACUAGAGGAGGAAACCAAGUGACAAAGAGUGUUUCCUCCAGCCCCAUGAAAACACUGACAGAGAUUGAAAGCAAGCAGAUAAAUGGAGCAGCAGCUAUGGCGACACAUGACACGGAGUUUGAUGAGCGUAAUUUUGGCGAACUGACAGAUUUGCCUCAAUCCAUGCCUAAAGGAGGCGGGAUGAAGCACGCAGAGUCUAUUAUGUCCUUCCAUGUUGACUUGGGGCCCUCCAUGCUCGGGGACAUCUUAAGCGUGAUGGAAAAGAAAGGCUGGGAGGAGGACGACCUCGGCUAUGAGGAAGGAAAAGGUAGUGAGGGUGGUGCGUCACCCUCUCACAUUCCCCACAUAGAUGAUUAUGUGGAGGAUCAGGCCCCUGUCAGGCCACCCCGCAAAAAGGACCAGGAGAAGGCCCUGGUGGGCCCCUACUCCCCGGAGCUACACCACCACAAUCUGGACAGCAGCUCUGUGUCCAGCUCUGGUUCAGCCACCGAGGAGAAACCCCAGUACCACCGCCAUGACGCCGACACAGACAGUGCAAAGUACAGUUCACCACAUGGGGAUGACAGAGAAUUCACCUUCAUGGAUGAGGAGGAGGAGGAUGAUGAGAUUCGCGUGUAGACAAAUGUGGUAUCACUGCUAUGAAGGAGAUGGAGAAAACCAGGCAUUGUGGACGGCUGUCACAGCCUGGAACAGACACAAGAGGGGUUUAGAGGCAGGGCCACGUGUGUGUGAAGCUUUUAUAGAUCAAUCUAAUCUCUGUACAUGUUAUCCAACACCAUACCUAAAACCAACUAAGCCUUAUACACUGUGCUGUAGCAAUAAGAUGUGAGCUGAGUGGCACUCUGGAAAGGUUUGGGUUUGUUGCAGGUCUUUGUAACACCAAAUUAUUGAACAGAAUCAUUAUUAUAUUCAGACUCUGUCCUUGUCAAAGGUGCAUCAGCCAAGAGCAAAAAUCAGCAAGCUACUUAAUCACAUUUGUUUUAAGGAGUGAAAGGUGACCAUGAGCUUAGAGAAGUGCAAACCAACUGUCAAUCAUAUGAAUAUCACAUUCAGAGGCAUGAGGUGAGCAAAGGUCACGUGAGGUCACAAACUUACUGUGCUCGUGUACUACAGGGAGGACGAGAGAAAGGACAAGUGAAACUCAGUAGCUUUGUAAUCCCUGAGUGUCGGGGUGAUCAUGGAGCUUCGUUUGCCAGUAAGAAUGUUUUGGCAUAAACACUAAAAAGAUAGAGCAGUUAUAACUUUUAUUUUAUUUCUCUGACUUUAAGAUGUGAUUUCUGCUUUUUUUGUACAUACAGUAUCUACAGUAGCCUGUUGGAUUUGAGUUGGGUAGUUUAGCAUUUCACCAUCAUCUCUCAUUCUUUAAACUCAGACAGCUGGGGUAGUGGUAACGUGUGCUGCUGGGUCUUAAAUGUUUUGAUUUGGGUUUUUCUAAGGUGUUUAAUUUCUUUAACAAACUUCUUAAUGGUACUACAGAGGAAGCCAGCUUUUUUGCCUAGUAGUUGGCUAAAGUGCACUUAAUUAUUGGACUCUAGUAGACAUAAGUGUCUAAGCGACAUCACAGCUAACGUUAUCACGGUAAGGCUGUAUUAGGUGAUAAUGGCAAUGUUUUAUAAAAUCACUUUUUUGUGUCAAAAAUGUGAAUUGUGAAAAGCGAGACUUUUUGUAUGUGUUCUGUGUCCUGUACUUUUUAAAGCGACAGGACAGGUGGCAGUUGUGACCAAUUAUGUAUUUGCUGUGGUGUCACAUCUCGUCCCACAUCUUCACUGAGGUUGGUAAGAUUAGCAGGUCGGCAGAGAGACGAGAAAUGUUUGAAAGGCAGUUGCUACAGUAGGAAAGAAUGGUUGUAUCAAAAUGAAUAGUUAUGGCUCACCAAAUCCAGCUCCUCUAUAGAUGUGUCCAGCUCGUCUCUAAGGAUUUGUAAAAACAUGUACAUGGGGAGCUGUUUAAUAGACGGGGAAUCAGGUACAUCUCGGGGCAGUGAGAGUAGGAAAUAACUCCUAAACCGGCCCCACAGGUGAUAAUACUGGCCUCCUCUACACAGCCCAAAUCACACAGUAAGAACAGAUGAUUAAAUCAACCAAUCAUCUGGCCUUUCCCAGGCUACUCAUUAAAUGUGCUGGAUUACUGGCCCCCAGCCAGCUGGAGCUACUCCAGGAACAGACAGGUGGGCUGUUUCUCUAGCUUUUUGUCUUCACUUGGUUUUACAAUGCAGCUUCACUCAGCUACUUCUAGUUACACAUUAGUCAGAAAGGGGAGGUCUUUCCUGUCUGCUAUCCAUGAAUAAUGUCUUUUUUAUUUAGUAUUUCAAAACUAAUUCCCACAUUUGACAAAUGGGAGCUUUCUGUUCCUGUUAUGGCACCGAUGCAGGGGUGUGUAGUAUUUAGAAUCAGGAUGCUGUGUGAUUCUGCCUCAGGUUACUGUAAUGUUUCGAACCGUGUCUACAUGAUCAGGCUGCAAGAAGUUCUGAAAUGAAACAGGAGGGAACUGCCAGGUUUAUCUUAUCACUGGGUGACAUUAGCAGGAUUUUCUUUGUUUGUAGCUCUGCACUAGGGAUGGGCAUUUCAAGCUAAAAUGCUAUUCGAUAUUAGCUAGGGACAAUUCGGCAGUUAUUUGAAGAUCACCCCACCAAAUUACUGAGAGUUCCGCUCUGUGUUGGCAAAAUUUAAUGACUAUUUGAAUAUUUGAAAAUCAUUGCCCAUCCCUAAUCUGCAGGAUUAGUCAGAUCGUACUCACAUUUUGAUGCAAAUGGACCAAAUGUAAAGUUGUCUGCUUCUGUUAAUCCGCUGAGAAACAUGGCGUUGUUGGAGCCUUUGAAAGAAAGAACAAAAAUACUCCUUAUCUGCUGCUGCCGUUUUAAUCAAGCAAUGUAAAUAUCAUUUGUGCCACUGAUGAUUACAGUAAACACCCUUUGUUCGCUGCAGUGUGACUAUGGGGUACUAGU
Monopterus albus (swamp eel) is the source of this 3828-nucleotide messenger RNA. It is a transcript of the gene cdc42ep4b, whose product is annotated as CDC42 effector protein (Rho GTPase binding) 4b. Gene Ontology annotation, cellular component: cytoskeleton; plasma membrane; cytoplasm. Gene Ontology annotation, biological process: Rho protein signal transduction; positive regulation of pseudopodium assembly; regulation of cell shape. The coding region runs from base 531 to 1502 and encodes 323 amino acids. The record is from RefSeq and is a predicted model, not a curated record. Gene Ontology annotation, molecular function: small GTPase binding. The transcript is spliced from 4 exons. Lineage: Eukaryota; Metazoa; Chordata; Actinopteri; Synbranchiformes; Synbranchidae.